AUGCCGUCAAGCUUCGCUCCCCCCAUCGAGCACUAUCAUGUGAUAAUGGCCAUUUUAUCCCCUGAUCCAGAGAUCUUCGCUGCUCCGGUUGAUCCAGAAGUCGUUGCCGCCCCGGUUGAUCCAGAAAUAGUUGCCGCUUCAUCCAGAAGUCAUCGUUUCGCCUGUGAUAAAACAGAUGAUCUGAUUGCUGGUGUCAAAUCCACUGCCCUACUGUUUGGCGAUAAAACCAAAUGCUGGUUGAGUGCUUUCGCUGUGGCGGCUUUACUUGGUUUCGGUGUCACCGGUGCACUGGUGCAUCAAACAUGGCCGUUCUAUACGGCACUAACAGCAACC
Gongylonema pulchrum is the source of this 333-nucleotide messenger RNA. The record is from the annotation of a GenBank genome assembly. Lineage: Eukaryota; Metazoa; Nematoda; Chromadorea; Rhabditida; Gongylonematidae.